GGUUAGUUUUGUAAUUUCAUUUGUAAGUGCAAUUCUCGAAACUUACAACUGACUGUUUUGCUGCCGGCAUUUAUUCGGAGCUCCCGGGGCAGAGACGCCGGAUUGAUUCACGCCCAAUGUGGGGUUCUUCUGGUUCUCAGAGUCCGGACCCCAAAAUUGGAAGCAACUCAGGAUUCUUCCUCCGGCGAAGAAACUCCUGAUUCUCCACCACCACCGCCGCCGUCGCCGUCUCCGUCGCCGCCGCCGACAUGAAAUUGCCGUAUCAGAAUCCGUUCGCCGUCGCCGGAAAAUUGAUCAACUCACCAUUUCCACUUCUGAACCUCCUCUCCUACCUCUUCGUCUUCGUCACGGGGCUGACGUCGGGAGUAAUCAUCUGCUUUCAUUACAAGAGCUUCUCCUUCAACCUCCAUGUCUCCAACGGACAAUUCUCCAUUUUCUCGUCACCGUCGCUGCUGUCUCCGCCGAACAGAACCACCGUCUCGAAACCGACCGACUUGAUCGGGGCAUUGCUACAGUCACCCGCGGCGCACGGAAUGACCGACGAGGAGCUGACGUGGCGCGCAUCGAUGGCCCCCAAAAUCCGGGAGUAUCCAUUUAAACGCAUCCCCAAAGUGGCCUUCAUGUUCCUCACAAGAGGGCCGGUGACUUUAGCGCCGCUCUGGGACAAGUUCUUCAAAGGACACCAAGGAUUGUACACAGUUUACGUACACUCCGAUCCUUCUUACAAUGGCUCCGAGGAUGUCGGCUCGGUCUUCCAUGGCAGAAGAAUUCCUAGUAAGGAAGUCGACUGGGGAAACGUCAACAUGGUCGAAGCCGAGCUCCGGCUGCUGGCGAACGCUCUCCUCGACAUUUCGAACCAACAUUUCGUCCUCCUGUCCGAAUCUUGCAUACCACUAUACAAUUUUUCGACUAUCUACGCCUAUUUAAUGAACUCGACCCAAAAUUACGUCGAGGUUUAUGACUUGCCUGGCCCGGUGGGGCGCGGGCGUUACAGCACUAAGAUGAGGCCGGUGAUCGAACUCAACCAAUGGAGGAAAGGAUCGCAAUGGUUUGCGAUCGAUAGGGAUCUUGCCGUCGAAGUUAUUUCAGACAAGGUCUACUUCCCGGUGUUCAAAAACUACUGCAACCGGUCGUGCUACGCUGACGAGCAUUACUUGCCCACAUUUGUCAACACAAAGUUCGGGUCGAGGAAUGCGAACCGGAGUUUGACUUGGGUCGACUGGUCGAAGGGCGGGCCCCACCCGGCAAAGUUUAUUCGGACACAUAUCACUCCCGAGUUCUUGGAGUGGUUGAGGAGCAACAGCAGCUGUGACUACAAUGGUGAUAAAACUAAUGUGUGCUAUCUAUUUGCAAGAAAAUUCACAGCCAAUGCUUUGGAUAGAUUGUUGAGGUUUGCACCUAAGGCAAUGCACUUCGACAGGUAGAUAAGUAAUUAUUCUUUUUACAUGUACGAGGUUUUUGAAUUUGAUAUGAUUAGAAUCCCUAGUUAAAGAAAGGGGAUUUUUACACU
Molecule: messenger RNA, 1510 nt
Organism: Andrographis paniculata
Lineage: Eukaryota; Viridiplantae; Streptophyta; Magnoliopsida; Lamiales; Acanthaceae
Product: glycosyltransferase BC10
Exons: 3
Coding region: 249-1424 (391 amino acids)
Cellular component (GO): membrane
Molecular function (GO): glycosyltransferase activity
Source: RefSeq, a predicted model, not a curated record